Anopheles darlingi is the source of this 3724-nucleotide messenger RNA. RefSeq names its product zinc finger protein 184-like. Gene Ontology annotation, biological process: regulation of transcription by RNA polymerase II. The record is from RefSeq and is a predicted model, not a curated record. The transcript has 9 exons. NCBI's taxonomy places the organism in Eukaryota, Metazoa, Arthropoda, Insecta, Diptera, Culicidae. Bases 2093 to 3595 code for a protein of 500 amino acids. Gene Ontology annotation, molecular function: DNA-binding transcription factor activity, RNA polymerase II-specific; RNA polymerase II transcription regulatory region sequence-specific DNA binding. Gene Ontology annotation, cellular component: nucleus.
AACUCAACAAUAUUGAUGCAUCCUGCAGCUUUGCGACAUGCAAAACAGUAGGAAUGAAAUAGAGGACCCUGAUUGGCUGUGAUAGAAUAACUUGCCUCGCUCCGAUUGGUUGAGCUAUCCAAAGGACAACACGUGUAUGAUGCAAGCACCGGUAUUGCACCGUGUCUAUCUCUGUUUGACUUCGUCUCCAUCGUGUGCUUGUGCCGUGUUCCGUGUGGCACGUACAGGAUACGAAAUUCUUCCUAUUUCCUUUGAAUGGCAAGCUGGCAUGCCUUGCAUUCGAAAUUUCGAGUAUUGUACAGAGAACGGCGGCAUGUGUCGCAUAACCAAUGAAGACCGGUGCGUUACGAGCGAGGAGUCGGAUCGGAGUGUGAUUUGGAAAGUCCCGGCAGUCGGAAGUGGUUGCCGCUCCUAGGAGGACGUUCACUUAGAGCACAAUUCUGUGUGAUUGUUCUGGAGGACCAGCAGUGUUCUUGAAAAAUAGUUUAGAAGUAAGCGAAAUUAACACGAAUCCAGCCAAAUAAGUUGUAUAAUAUGUGAAGCAGUGUUUUACAGAUGAAUAAUUAGAAAAAAAGACAACAGAACUCAACAAUAUUGAUGCAUCCUGCAGCUUUGCGACAUGCAAAACAGUAGGAAUGAAAUAGCGGACCCUGAUUGGCUGUGAUAGAAUAACUUGCCUCGCUCCGAUUGGUUGAGCUAUCCAAAGGACAACACGUGUAUGAUGCAAGCACCCGUAUUGCUCCGUGUCUAUCUCUGUUUGACUUCGUCUCCAUCGUGUGCUUGUGCCGUGUUCCGUGUGGCACGUACAGGAUACGAAAUUCUUCCUAUUUCCUUUGAAUGGCAAGCUGGCAUGCCUUGCAUUCGAAAUUUCGAGUAUUGUACAGAGAACGGCGGCAUGUGUCGCAUAACCAAUGAAGACCGGUGCGUUACGAGCGAGGAGUCGGAUCGGAGUGUGAUUUGGAAAGUCCCGGCAGUCGGAAGUGGUUGCCGCUCCUAGGAGGACGUUUACUUAGAGCACAAUUCUGUGUGAUUGUUCUGGAGGACCAGCAGUGUUCUUGAAAAAUAGUUUAGAAGUAAGCGAAAUUAACACGAAUCCAGCCAAAUAAGUUGUAUAAUAUGUGAAGCAGUGUUUUACAGAUGAAUAAUUAGAAAACAAGACAACAGAACUCAACACUAUUGAUGCAUCCUGCAGCUUUGCGACAUGCAAAACAGUAGGAAUGAAAUAGCGGACCCUGAUUGGCUGUGAUAGAAUAACUUGCCUCGCUCCGAUUGGUUGAGCUAUCCAAAGGACAACACGUGUAUGAUGCAAGCACCGGUAUUGCACCGUGUCUAUCUCUGUUUGACUUCGUCUCCAUCGUGUGCUUGUGCCGUGUUCCGUGUGGCACGUACAGGAUACGAAAUUCUUCCUAUUUCCUUUGAAUGGCAAGCUGGCAUGCCUUGCAUUCGAAAUUUCGAGUAUUGUACAGAGAACGGCGGCAUGUGUCGCAUAACCAAUGAAGACCGGUGCGUUACGAGCGAGGAGUCGGAUCGGAGUGUGAUUUGGAAAGUCCCGGCAGUCGGAAGUGGUUGCCGCUCCUAGGAGGACGUUCACUUAGAGCACAAUUCUGUGUGAUUGUUCUGGAGGACCAGCAGUGUUCUUGAAAAAUAGUUUAGAAGUAAGCGAAAGAAACACGAAUCUAGGCUCAAUAAUAUGUGAAGAAGUGUUGAAUUAAUUCUAAAUGAAUUAAAUUAUGUUGGUGACAGUGACGAAAUGAUCAUUGAACAAUGAAUUGAUAGUAUACAGUAACAAAACACAAGUUCUUCCCAAGUAUGAAUAUGAAGAAAAAGUUGAGACAUGGGUUGCUUCUGUUACGACUAAUUCCAGUUCUUCAAUAACUUCGAAAAAACGCAACCCACUGCAAUAUUAUUAUGGAUCCGAACGUACAAAUGAUACUCCUCGGAGACCAUAAAUCAUCUGUUGAAUGGAGGAAAUAUGUCUCCCUCGAAAAGAAUAGUGCAACUGUAGAAAAUGGGUGGAGAAUCUCGACACCGACCCAUGCGUAUCAUGCAUUCCAGAUCUUAACAGCAAUGAGUUAGUCACUUGCUAUGCUUUAUGAGUAUCUGUUUGAGCCUAACAAAGUCCAACAGCUAUCUGAUAGUGUAUGUUCCUUAUACAAGAGAGAGCACUCCUGGCGCACAGAUUUCAUUUUUUGACUAUACCACACACACAAUUGGAGAACGAGAUAACCGGAAUACACCUAACACGUGCCGUGUACCACUUUGGAAACAGGCGUCUUUUGAAAGAAAAAAUCAAAUAGAUCCGGUUUUAAUGGACGACCUACUAUCAUUUAGUUCAUCCGAGAUGCAGGUCUGCGAUACUCCUUCAGAUGCAAAUUUCAAUGUAAAUUGUAAAUUAUUACCUAAAGAAACAUACUCUCAGUACGACUGCCAUUUGGAACCUUCAAAAUAUGCUCCUACUAAUAAAAACGAUACUACAGAGGAGUCAUCCUCGAGCAUUGACGAGGGGUUUGGGCAAAGCAAUAGUGAAGAUUCUGCGGACGAUCAAACAACCGUCCAAAUUCCGCUUAUAUCAUCGCCAAAAUCAUCAGUAAUUUCAAAGAAAAAGCAAAGUAAAGGCAGAAUUUACGAUUGUGAGAUUUGUCAACAACAAUUUCCAUUGAAGAAGUCGCUUCGAUUUCAUCAAGCUAACGAACAUCCUGGAGAAAACUGUAAUAAGUGUACAAUUUGCUUAAAAACCUUCAAGCUACGGUCUAAUUUACGGCAACAUCUGCGUAUUCAUACCGGCGAGCGGCCGUUUCAAUGUGAAAUUUGUAACAAAACGUUUGUCCAGGGAAGCGCUCUUACAGUGCAUCGCGAAUUACACAAAGACCAACGAGAUUACGAAUGUAAGACAUGUCACAAGGCAUUCAAAUCAAAGUUUGCUUUUAAGAAACACGAAAAAGUUCACACCGGUCAGCGACCUUUCAAAUGUGAGGUAUGUGGAAAAACCUUUACCCAAUCUUGUAAUCUAAAGGCUCAUCAAAAAUUACAUAAUGGAAAGCACGCCUAUGAGUGUGUUGUGUGUUCAAAGACAUUCCGCUUCAAUUCACACUAUCAAGACCAUAAGAUGACACACACAAAAGAUAAGAAAUAUUGCUGCAGUGAUUGCGGGAGAACAUUUGCAUACAAAAACUCGUAUCAACGUCAUAUUUUAAUCCACCAAGAUGCGACUCAAUACCGUUGCUCAGCCUGUGGUAAGCUUUUCAGUAAACUAAGCCAUCUAAAUUUCCACAUUAAAUCGCAUGGUUCUAACUGUAUGGAUUCAAUAUCCACUGAAAACAUCAGAUCUCGCCGUUCUUGCGAUAUUUCUGAAAUCGACAUUGAAACCUACCAGAACUCACGAGGUGACCGUAUGGAUGUACAUGGGAUGAAAGGUGCAAACGAACGUGAGCAUUUUCGGUAUAAGUGCGUUAUCUGUACUCAGUCCUUUGAGGAGGAGAAAGAGCUACACACCCAUUUCAAAUUACACGAGGCUGAUGACUGUCCCUUUCAGUGCGGCAUGUGUGGGAUUCUUAAUCUAAAUCAUUUCGAAGAAGUUUCCCUAACCGGAUUGUGACAAAAGGGAUACUAAGGUACCUUUUGUUAAUGGCUUGUUCUGUGAUACCCGAGUGUGUAUGAAAUAAACAUGUAUUUGUCUCGGUUACUUAAACGGUACCGCAGAUAUAAAAAGAGAUAAGUAUAAUAU